AUGAACGACCAGCGCAACAACAACGAGCAGRACGGCGAGGCGCGCAAGAAGGCACCAGACCGUAACCUCUACGGCCACGCCAAAAUCGAGGCAUUCGAGAAGGAGCGCCUGGCUCGCCGCGACGAGCACCAAGCGGACUCCAUCGAGCACAACCGCAAGACGGAGCGCUCCCACGCCAAGUGGGCCUACUUCUCGGAGCGCAAGACGCGCCUCGAGAAGAUCUACAAGGACUCCGAGGCGCGCAUUGAAGCUCUGCGAGCGGAGAUGACGGCGUUGGAAGAGAAGAAGGAGGAGACGACGGAGGCGUUGGAGAGGUUGGAGGAGGUGUAUGGGGAGGGGGCGAAGGAGGGGAAGGAGGACGCGGAGGUGUCGAAGAAGUAUCGGAAGUUUCUGGACAUGGAGAGUAAUGAGUUGGGGUUGUGA
Molecule: messenger RNA, 423 nt
Organism: Ramularia collo-cygni
Lineage: Eukaryota; Fungi; Ascomycota; Dothideomycetes; Mycosphaerellales; Mycosphaerellaceae
Exons: 2
Coding region: 1-423 (140 amino acids)
Source: RefSeq, a predicted model, not a curated record